Messenger RNA from Melitaea cinxia (Glanville fritillary), 1037 nucleotides. RefSeq names its product transcription factor E2F7-like. Gene Ontology annotation, biological process: regulation of transcription by RNA polymerase II. The coding region runs from base 1 to 999 and encodes 332 amino acids. The transcript is spliced from 3 exons. Gene Ontology annotation, cellular component: RNA polymerase II transcription regulator complex. Lineage: Eukaryota; Metazoa; Arthropoda; Insecta; Lepidoptera; Nymphalidae. Gene Ontology annotation, molecular function: DNA-binding transcription factor activity, RNA polymerase II-specific; RNA polymerase II cis-regulatory region sequence-specific DNA binding. The record is from RefSeq and is a predicted model, not a curated record.
AUGUAUGAAGAUGAUAACAUCACUUCUACUCCUAAGCGUUAUGCCUUGUCUGAAGUCACAAAUGCAACAAGCUAUGUAUCGCCAACUGCUAAUCUGAAGUUAUUGACCAAUGUUGCUUUACAAUACCCCACGCCGCCUCCGAGUACAGUGCAUCGCAAGGAAAAGUCCUUACAAAUAUUAUGUGACAAAUUCCUAAAUUUGUAUCCUCUUAAUGGAAAUGGAACGGUUGAGAUACAGUUGGAUAGCACUGCAGCUAGGUUAGGAGUUGAAAAACGUAGAAUGUACGAUAUAAUUAAUAUAUUAGAGGCCAUGCAAUGUGCAGUACAUAAAAGGAAGAAUACAUACUUAUGGCAUGGUGGAUCUAGACUGAAUUCUUUUUUAAAAAUGCUAAAGAAGCAAGGAGAAAAUCUAAGGUUGUCUGAGGCCCUCAGGGGAAGAGCAGCCAAGCCACCUGCACCAAAGCAUAAAACUCUUGGGGUUUUAGCUCAGAGAUUUUUGAUGCUUUUCUUAGUUGAGCCACCUAACACUCUUAUAAAUUUAGAAAUGGCUGUCAGUGUACUUAUUGACUCAUCAAAUAAAAAUAAGUCAAACCUCUCUCCAGAGCAGUUAGAUCGGCAACACAAGUCAAAAGUGAGAAGACUUUAUGACAUUGCUAAUGUAUUUAUUUCAAUUGGUCUCAUUGAAAAGGUAUCGGGUAAUUUGAUAUUAAAGAAGCCAGUAUUUAAGUACGUCGGGCCAUUUAAACUGAAGAAAACUGAUAAAGUUGUGCUUAACACACUGUCACCUAUCACACCUCUUUCAGUAUUAGACACGCAACAACAAAUGACGCCUUGUCAUGUGUUUGCGGGAAAGUCUAAACGAAAAUUAGAGUUCACAACGCCAAGCACCGAUAAGCUAGGUGUAACGACCCCACCUCAUACUCCGUCGCACAAGUGGGAUGAAAUUCUACUAGUUGCUGAUAUGGAACUUAAUAGAAUCAAUAAUGGCGUCACAGUGUGACUCACUUUUAAAGUGUUAAUAUGACACAAUGUCCACAA